CAACACAACAGAAGAAACACCAUAGGUAGAGAAUCUCGCAACAAAUAACAUGUACUGUUGAUCAGUACUACUCCUACUUAGCUAGAAAGAAAGAAGAAAAAAAAAAACAAUACAAAUAAAUCCAUCAAAUGAAGUAACUUAAAGCCACUAACCUUUCUCCUAUUACACCUUCAAACUAUCUUUUUUUUUCCUCUCAAUAUGACUCCUGAAGAUUCCUUAAGAACUCUCUCUUUAGAUUAUCUAAAUCUCCUCAUCAAUGGUCAAGCUUUUAGUGAUGUUACUUUUAGUGUUGAAGGUCGUUUAGUACAUGCUCAUAGAUGCAUCUUAGCUGCUAGAAGUCUCUUCUUUCGCAAAUUCUUCUGCGGGCCGGAGUCAUCUUCUGUCUCCGGCCCGCGGUUGGGCCCGUUCGGCGCUGGCGCUGGACUAGCGUCGUCGCCGAGGGGCACAACAACAAGUUGUUCACAAGUAAUACCUGUGAACACUGUAGGGUAUGAGGUAUUUUUAUUGAUGUUACAAUUUUUGUAUAGUGGACAAGUUUCAAUUGUGCCACAAAAACAUGAACCAAGGCCUAAUUGUGGUGAAAGAAGCUGUUGGCAUACACAUUGCACUGCAGCCGUUGAUCUUGCACUUGAUACACUUACAGCCGCUAGAUCUUUUGGAGUUGAACAACUUGCUUUGCUUACUCAGAAGCAUUUGAUAAGCAUGGUGGAGAAAGCUUCAAUUGAGGAUGUGAUGAAAGUUUUAAUAGCUUCAAGAAAACAAGACAUGCAUCAACUUUGGACUACUUGUUCUCAUUUGGUUGCAAAAUCAGGCCUCCCACCUGAAAUCCUAACCAAACACCUCCCUAUUGAUGUUGUUGCUAAAAUCGAAGAUCUCCGUCUCAAAUCCUCUAUAUCGCGAAGAUCUUUAAUCCCUCAUCAUCAUCACCAUCAUCACCAGCAACAUCAAAUGUCCUCGAACAUUGAGCUCGAGGACCAAAAGAUCCGACGAAUGAGACGAGCGCUCGAUUCGUCGGACGUUGAACUAGUCAAACUUAUGGUAAUGGGAGAAGGGUUAAAUCUUGACGAGUCACUCGCCUUACAUUACGCGGUUGAAAAUUGUAGCCGCGAAGUUGUAAAGGCUUUACUAGAGCUCGGCGCGGCCGAUGUUAAUUAUCAGGCCGGGCCGAGCUGUAAAAGCCCGUUACACUUAGCGGCCGAAAUGGUCUCACCAGAUAUGGUUGCGGUUCUUCUAGAUCAUCAUGCUGACCCGAAUAUCCAAACGGUGGAUGGGAUCACUCCACUUGAUAUUCUACGAACCCUAACGUCCGAUUUUUUAUUCAAAGGUGCGAUCCCGGGUCUAACUCAUAUCGAACCAAAUAAACUACGUCUAUGUCUUGAGUUAGUUCAAUCCGCGGCUAUGGUAAUUUCGCGAGAGGAGGGUGAAGCGAAUAAUAAUCAAUCUUCGGAGAACAUGUAUACACAUGUUCGCGAAGAUCAUAGUUCGAGUACGAGCAGUGGAAACAACAACUUGAAUUUGGAUUCAAGAAUGGUGUAUUUGAAUCUUGGUGCAAAUGUAGCAACUCAUCAUCAAAUGGCAUGCAAAAUGAAUAAUAAUGAAGGUGAUCAUGAUUGCAGCAGAAGCCACAAUAAUCAGAAUCCAUCAACAAUGUACCAUCAUCAUCAUUCUCAUGAGUAUUAGUUUGCUUAAUUUAUUAAAUUAUAUAGACAUUUUUAUGUUUCAAAAAAAAAAAAAAAAUACUUAGCUUUUUUUUUUUCUUUUUUGCCUCUACCCCUUUUUGAUGAUCUCUUCUUCUUUA
Solanum stenotomum is the source of this 1798-nucleotide messenger RNA. RefSeq names its product BTB/POZ domain and ankyrin repeat-containing protein COCH-like. The transcript is spliced from 2 exons. Gene Ontology annotation, biological process: plant organ development. Gene Ontology annotation, molecular function: protein binding. The coding region runs from base 199 to 1680 and encodes 493 amino acids. Lineage: Eukaryota; Viridiplantae; Streptophyta; Magnoliopsida; Solanales; Solanaceae. The record is from RefSeq and is a predicted model, not a curated record.